Fomitiporia mediterranea MF3/22 is the source of this 1302-nucleotide messenger RNA. RefSeq lists its product as uncharacterized. NCBI's taxonomy places the organism in Eukaryota, Fungi, Basidiomycota, Agaricomycetes, Hymenochaetales, Hymenochaetaceae. The record is from RefSeq and is a predicted model, not a curated record. The coding region runs from base 1 to 1302 and encodes 433 amino acids. The transcript is spliced from 5 exons.
AUGAGUGUCAACAUCCAGCAUGAGUGGAGACAAGUUCCUCCAGGUCCCUACACGAGUGCGACGUGGAUUUACAUGACACGUGCUAUGAUCUACAUGCUUGACCUUGGAGCUGCAGCGUACUACCCUUCUAGCUACAGACAAGCCUCACACAUGCAGAAUAGCAAAAUCGCUCAGAUCUCAGAAGGAGAUGACUCACAGCAUGAAUCUGGAGAGCAUGUCUUAGAGUCUUCAAAGAGGCCGACUUCAACAGGUCCUAGAUCUGUGUGCCCGUUUUCUGCUAUGGGCGAGCUUACUCGAGGAUCCGAGCCGCAAUAUCAGUUUUUCGCCACUGAAACCGAGAAAUUCCAUGCGGAAAUAAAUGAGCCUUACGCGGCGAGAAUACCAAACGACAAUAUUCACGAGCAUAGCGAUCCAUACAGCGAGAACAGCAAAAAUAUAAACACACAUUCGAGUCCUUCGACUCCGAGUGCACUACUUACAUCAUAUAUGCAUAGACGAUCAUCCACAACCACUGGCAAGCGGCGCUCCAGCAUAAAGGAGCCAGAAGACUUGGGAACCGAGAUGGACUCUCUUCACUCAUUUGCUAUUCCCACUUACGGAGACUUUCUAUCCACUCGAGUCAAUGUUCACUUUGGACGCUCACCAAAUCCUUGUACACUGUUGUUUGACAGUGGGUCUGGGCGAACAUGGGUAAACAAAGCUGUCUAUAAGGAAAUGACGCAGAGUGAAGGCAGACGGCUCGGAAUUCGGGUUCAAAUCAGGUAUGAUUGGCCAGGGCAAAGUGAUGAUAUCUGUGGAUGGUUAUAUGAGAAUUCCAUUUGGUUCGGCCCUGGGAACCCAGUUGUCGAGAGGUUCGUAUUUGCAGUUGUUGAUGAACUUGACCAGCCACUAGUCACCCAAUUAAGAUUGCAGAAGAAUAUUGUUGGCAUGCUUGGUUUUCAACUGGCAAAAGACCCCUUCCGCGUAAACAAAAGUGUACCAGCACCAUCUGUAUCUUAUUUGCUCAUGAAGAAGCUAGCUCCGCACCUCCCUAGUAUUAGUAUUGAUUUCAGAAUGCCCGAACAAGCAGCAUAUCAAUCUGUUGACAUUAGAAGAAUAGAGGUGCCUGGUUGCGUUCGAAUUGGUGAUCCUGAGGGCAAUCCACUGGGUCGUCGGAAUUGGAAUUGGAAUUGGCACAAUGCAUCUAAACUAGAAACGAGUGCUGUUACUCGAUAUGAUAUUGUCUUCGACUUUGCUAGAUCGAGGAUUGGUCUUGCAGAGGUUGAAGGGAAAACCGACUAUGUAUGGGAUGAGUUACAUUAA